Messenger RNA from Octopus sinensis (East Asian common octopus), 1364 nucleotides. Its product is annotated as formylglycine-generating enzyme. Bases 193 to 1263 code for a protein of 356 amino acids. Lineage: Eukaryota; Metazoa; Mollusca; Cephalopoda; Octopoda; Octopodidae. Gene Ontology annotation, cellular component: endoplasmic reticulum. The record is from RefSeq and is a predicted model, not a curated record. The transcript has 8 exons.
GAAAGAAAAAUGUAAGGAAGGGAGAUAACUGUUUGUUUAUCUCGCCCAAUUCUUUCAAGACUUUAGGGUUUUGUUUCCUUAAAGUGCACAACACGCCUUACUUCGGACAGAUACCUCUAUGGAACCACUUUUACCAACUCAGACCAAUUCUAACCACUUCAAAUUCUUCUAAUUAAUUUAUAUUUCACUAAGAUGUCUAACUAUUCCAUUACUAGACUUGUGAGUUUGUUUACACUCGCCUGUCUGGUAAUUAAUAUUACAAAAGGAGAUGCUCCUGAAAAACCCAGUUGCGGCUGUUCUACGAGCCGGGGUCAAUGUGGACAAGAAACAAAUUCCGAAGAAAACAGUAAAUAUUCCUCAGAAGCAAAUACUCCCAGUUCUUCCAUCCCACACACGGAAGAAAUGUCAUUCAUUCCAGCAGGAAAGUUUCAAAUGGGUACAAAUAGACCGGUAUUUGUCGCCGAUGGAGAGGGUCCAGAGAGAGAAAUAGAGAUAAAAUCAUUUUAUAUGGAUAUUCAUGAAGUUAGUAAUGCAGAAUUUGAAAAGUUUGUGAAUGCAACCGGUUACGUUACUGAGGCUGAAACAUUUGGCAAUUCAUUUGUAAUGGAAAACUAUCUGAGUGAAGCUACUUUAAAAAAUGUUACUCAAGCUGUAACAGCUGCUCCUUGGUGGGUGUCUGUUAAUGGAGCUUUCUGGAGAGCACCAGAAGGUAAUGAUUCAUCAAUAAGAGACAGAAUGAACCAUCCAGUUAUCCAUGUUUCUUGGAAUGAUGCUGUUAAGUACUGUAAAUGGGCUGGCAAAAGGCUGCCAACUGAAGCAGAAUGGGAGUAUGCUUGUCGAGGUGGUUUAUUACAAAGAAAAUUUCCCUGGGGUAACAAAGAAAAUCCAGAGAACAAACAUUGGAUGAAUAUAUGGCAUGGAGAAUUUCCUACAAAAAAUACUGGAGAUGAUGGUUUCCUUGGUACAGCACCGGUGGAUGCAUUCCCAACUCAGAACAAGUUCAAACUGAAAAAUAUAAUUGGAAAUGUAUGGGAAUGGACACAAGACUGGUGGAAUACACAUCAUUCUAAAGAGUUUGCUAAAAAUCCAAAAGGGCCUUCUAAAGGAACGAGUAGAGUAAAGAAAGGAGGCUCGUUCUUGUGCCAUAAGGAUUAUUGCUAUAGAUACCGUUGUGCAGCUCGAAGUGAGAACACUCCUGAUUCAUCUGCCUCCAAUUUGGGUUUCCGCUGUGCCACAUCUAAACCCCUUGCGACGCCAGGAUAAAAUUAUUUCCUUUUAUUAUUUUACUUAUUUUUUAAUUAUUUUUCCUAAAUAAAUAAAUUUCUCUAUAUUAUCUAAAAUAAAAUACAACUUAAUAUUUUUCA